Molecule: messenger RNA, 555 nt
Organism: Ornithodoros turicata
Lineage: Eukaryota; Metazoa; Arthropoda; Arachnida; Ixodida; Argasidae
Exons: 1
Coding region: 1-555 (184 amino acids)
Source: RefSeq, a predicted model, not a curated record
AUGCCGGACGUUAUUAAACUUCACUACCCCAACUGCAUCUUCAUAAUAGAUUGCCCAGAGAUAAAGACUGAGACACCACCAAACGUAGAACAACGGGAUUUCCUCUAUUCGCACCAUAAGGGGGCGCACAUAUUGAAGUUCUUGGUUGCAGUAGCCCCAAACGGCAUGGUUGCGUUUGUUUCCAAGCUUUACGGAGGUUGCCACGGCGAUUCGUACGUAGCGACCGAUUCCGGCUUUCUGUCUCUCGUCAAACCCGGCGACGUCGUGUUAAGUGACGCUCCGUUCCCACAUAUGAGGAGGAGGGUUGCGGAAAGGGGGGCCGCGGUUGUGAUGCCGCCGUUCUUUUCCGGGGAUCGGCUUUCCGUGGAAGACGCGGGGAAGACCUACAGGGUUGCGCGAGUGCGCAUGCACGUUGAGAUGGCCGUUCAGAGGUUGAAGGCGUUCAAUAUUCUGACCAACCAGGUGCCAAUCAGCCUCAUUCCACACAUGUCUAAAGUGAUUCAUGUUUGUGCGGCAAUAGCUAAUUUACAGGCACCUAUCGUUACACCAAAGUGA